AUGGCAAGCGAUAAAGUUGAAUCUAACUCAAAAGAACUUCAUGACUAUCCUAGAAAACCUGAAAUCAAAUAUAAAGAUUCAUCUGCUAGUACUUACCAUUAUACAAUUAUUUCUGAAAGAUACUAUCUGUCACUACCUAUUCUUGUUAGAACUCAGAAAAAAAAUAAUAAUAGUUAUAAAAUUCCUGACAAUUACAAAGUUUUAACAUAUAAUUCUAAAGGAACAUCAACUCUAUCGGGAACAAUAGUAUUUGGGUUGCAACUCAAAUGUGUAGAACAAGCUAGAGAUACUUAUCGUCAUAAUAGUAUUUUUCGACCUAUUGAAUCUCUUAGUAAUUCUGGAAAAAGAUCUAAAGUUAAACAAAUUGGUGAAAAAGUGCGUGAUUAUAUUGAUUACAAAACAACAUAUUUACAUUAUAAGGAUCAAAUACAAAUAAAAUCACUUGCUCUGUCAGUUGAUAAUCAAGAUUGGAUACUUGAUUAUUCUAAAGACAAAUCAUUAGAAAAAUAA
Molecule: messenger RNA, 510 nt
Organism: Dentiscutata erythropus
Lineage: Eukaryota; Fungi; Glomeromycota; Glomeromycetes; Diversisporales; Gigasporaceae
Source: the annotation of a GenBank genome assembly